AUGGGUGAUUGGAAUAAUAUUAUAAAAAGAAAUAGACAGUAUAUCAAAGCUAAGAAUAAAAUAAAGACUCAAGUUGAAAAUAACAAAUUACAACAACUUGGAUUAACAGAAAAUCUACAAACUCUAUUUAACCCAAUAUUAAAAAGUCAAGAGGAUAUUAAACAAGACAUUAAAAAGAAAUUAGAAGUAGCAGCAACCCCCACACCUAAACAAAUUCAACAACCACCGCAUCCUUCUCCUCAUCAAAUAGAAUAUAAAGCAUUAUUUUUCAAAUCCAAACCCAAAUUUAGCAAAGAGCAUUUCACCAAUCAUUGA
Lottia gigantea (owl limpet) is the source of this 315-nucleotide messenger RNA. RefSeq lists its product as hypothetical. The coding region runs from base 1 to 315 and encodes 104 amino acids. The transcript has a single exon. Lineage: Eukaryota; Metazoa; Mollusca; Gastropoda; Lottiidae. The record is from RefSeq and is a predicted model, not a curated record.